Molecule: messenger RNA, 4244 nt
Organism: Cheilinus undulatus (humphead wrasse)
Lineage: Eukaryota; Metazoa; Chordata; Actinopteri; Labriformes; Labridae
Gene: vps54
Product: VPS54 subunit of GARP complex
Exons: 25
Coding region: 183-3161 (992 amino acids)
Biological process (GO): retrograde transport, endosome to Golgi; Golgi to vacuole transport
Cellular component (GO): GARP complex
Molecular function (GO): syntaxin binding
Source: RefSeq, a predicted model, not a curated record
UGGUCGGUGUAUUGACGCUUUCUGCUGCUGCUGUUGUUUUCGUCCCGGCUCCCCCGGUGUCUCUGUGAUGGUGAGAGGAAGAAACACCGGCUGCUGUGUUUUAAACGACAGGUGCGGAAUCUGCCGAACCCCCGCUGUUAACGACUAUCUCGCUAGCCUCCUAGGAGGCCAGUCCCGAUGCCAUGGCCUCCAGCCACAGCUCCUCCGCAGUGCCUCGUCCUGGCGGCGGAGGCCGAGAUGGGAUCUACCACAAGGAGCGGGAUCCCUCCCCACCACGGUUCAGAUCCAUUCGCUCCCUGCCUGACGUCUGCCCCAAGGAGCCUACAGGUGAGGGGCGGGGCCUGUGUGAUGGCCCAUCUGUGGUCGCAGAGCACGACAGGUGGACAGUGUACAGCUCAAAGGUCAACCUCCCCGCCGCGCUGAACGACCCGCGGCUCGCCAAACGGGAGUCGGACUUCUUCACCAAAACAUGGGGUCUGGACUUCGCAGAGACGGAGGUGAUGCCUUCCUUCUACCUCCCCAACAUCACCAGGGAACACUUCGGACCCUACCUGCAGGAGACGGCUCAGAGAGAGAGAAUUCACGAACGCUGCAAGACGAUCUGUCCCAACAAAGAGGACGUGGACGCCGUCUCCAGUAUCACCACCAACCACGAAAAAUCCAGAGCAGAGCUUGAACAAGUCCCAAAGAUCUUCAUGAAGCCUGAUUUCGCUCUGGAGGAUCCAGCUACCUUUAACACCGUGCUGCCGUGGUCGCACUUUAACAGCGCGGGGGGGAAGAGCAGCAGAGAUGUGGCGUCGUCCAAACUGCUGCAGGAGAAGGUUGAGAUUUCAAACGCUGGCUCAGAGGAGCUGAGUCACUACCUGGACGUGGUGGAGGUGAGCAUUGCCCGUCAGAUCUCUCUGCGUUCCGAGGCCUUCUUCCACGCCAUGUCCUCUCAGCAUGAGCUGCAGGACCGGCUGCAGGAGACGCAGCGGGCCGUGGCCGUCCUGCGGGGCCGCACGGCCGACAUAGACCGAGUCAUGUGCCAAGGGCCUUUGAAGGGGCUCCGCACGGCGCUGACGAGAAACAACUGCGUGAAGCUGCACAACAAGUUGAAGCUGAUGGCGGCGGUGCAUCAGACGCAGCCCACCGUGCAGCUGCUGCUCUCCACCUCCGAGUUCGUCGGAGCGCUGGAGCUCAUCUCCACCACCAAGGAGGUGCUGCAGCAGGAGCUGCAGGGCAUCCACAGCUUCAGACAUCUGGGCUCUCAGCUGUGUGAGCUGGAGAAGCUGAUCGAUAAAAUGAUGGUGGAGGACUUCAGCAUGUACGCUCGCAGCGACCUCAACCGCUGCCUGAGGGAUGAGCCGCAGGUUCUCGAGAAGGUUGACAAACCAAAUGCUGGCUCAGAAAAGGAGCGUCUGGAGUCUCUGGUGUUUGGGCUGCUGCGUCAGAGGAAGUUGGACUUUCUGGAGAUUUACAGCGAUGAGAUGAUUCUGGCUGCAAAGGCCAUCGUCACUCAGUGUGUAGCAGAAAGUGUUUUGCACAUAGAAGAAAUUGACACUGAAGUCGUCACUAAGCUAGCUGACCAGAUGCGUGUGAUGACGUUCCCUCAGUGGUUCGAGCUGCUGAAGAACGUCUUUGAGAGUUUCCUCCUCUUCCUGCAGAGGAUCAAGGUCACUCUCACUGUCAUCAAAAACGUUGUUCUGGAGGUUCUGGCCUCGAACCAGAAAACUCGGCUCCUGGAGGAGGCAGCUGCAGGGUCUUCUGGUCCAGAGGAUUCCCCCUGCUCGUCGCUCCUGCAGGGGGAGGCAGAGCUGGCCUACCUCACCCACGAGGGUCUGUUCAUCAGCGACGCGCUGAACGAGGCCCAGCAGCAGCAGACAGCGGCGGUUCAGGAUCAGAGCUCCAGGACCAGCUCUGCUGCUAACCAUGACUCUGCAUCAGGGAGCUCAGAGGGAUCGGUCGGCAGAGAGCAGAGCUUCAUGUCCGGUGAGAACAUGAUGCCCUCUGAACUCGAGCUCAACCGAGUCAUCAACAACCUCCAGGAGCUGCUGUACACCGCCUCAGAUGUCAGCCAUGACCGCUGCGUCAAAGUCCUCACAGCCAGAGCCAAGGACGGCUCUCUGGAGCGUCUGAGCUCAGCGGAGUUCGUGUGUCUCUCUCAGGCGGUGGAGGGAUUCGUCAGGGACACGGAGGAGCUGUGUGGCAGACGCAGCGUCUCCCUGAGGGGGGCGCUGCAGAGCCAGGCAAACCGCUUCGUCCACCGCUUCCACGAGGAACGGAAGACCAAGCUCAGCCUCCUCUUGGAUAACGAGCGAUGGAAACAGGCCGAGGUUCCUGCUGAGUUUCAGGAUCUGGUGAACUCCAUCGCCGACGGCAAAAUAACACUACCAGAGCGCAAAAUCCCAGGUCCAGAUGACAGAAAGCCCACCGAGUUUCUGCUGGUCAACGGGCAGAAAUACGCCGUUGUUGGGACCGUUCUGCUGCUGAUCCGGAUCUUUCUGGAAUACUGUCAGUGUGUCAAUGACAUCCCAUCCAUCGCCACUGACAUGCUGACCCGUCUGUCAGACCUCCUCAAGCACUUCAACUCCCGGAGCUGUCAGCUGGUUCUGGGAGCCGGAGCUCUGCAGGUCGUCGGCCUCAAAACCAUCACCACUAAAAACCUCGCAUUAGCGUCCCGCUGCCUCCAGCUGGUGGUUCACUACAUUCCUGUCAUCAGAGCUCAUUUUGAGACCAAACUACAGCCCAAACAGUUCAGCGUCCUCCGACACUUCGACCACAUCACCAAGGACUACAACGACCACAUAGCAGAGAUCUCAGCCAAGCUGGUGGCCAUCAUGGACAGCCUGUUUGAGAAGGUUUUAUCAAAGUAUGAAGUGAAAGCUCCGAUGCCCUCGGCCUGCUUCAGAAACGUCUGUAAGCAGAUGGCGAAGAUGCACGAAGCGAUUUAUGAGCUUCUACCUGAAGAGCAGACACAGAUGUUGUUUCUGAGGAUUAACGCCAGUUUUAAGAUGCACCUGAAGAGGCAGCUGGCUCGGCUCGGGGUGGUUAAUGACGGAGGACCACAGCACGGCCUGGUCGUGGUCGACGUCGCCUUCUACACGGAGAACGUCCAGGCGCUGAAGAGCCUGGAGCGCCUCGACCUCAACAUGGCCGAGAUCUGGGAGCAGAAGAGGUGAUGGAGGACGGAGGCGGGACGUCCAAAACCGACCCAUCGACCUACCCGGUGACAGGGGGCCGACUUCAGGGGCCGACCAGGGCCCUCUGAAGGGGGAGGAGGCCCCACAGGGACCAAAAACACAAUAACUGUGAGGAGGAGAAGAAGAGUGGCGAGUCGAUGGAGCUUCAUGUGCAGCUCCACCUUAAAAGACUUUGAAGUGAAGCGGUCAGAGCCUCCUUAAAACCUGCUGCCACCUUGUCUCACUGUGUGCGACUCCACAUGAAAACAGUAACUUAUUAGAGACGUUUAGAGGGACAGAAGCCUGUAGAUAAUCUCUAAGAACUGGAGGGGUAAUUUAUUUUUCUGUCGUCUUAGAAAAUUCAACACUGUGGCCCAUUUUUCUCCUGCAGGGCCGAGCUGAAGGGAUUUUUUUUUUUUAUCUUCGAUGCACACUGAAAACUAACUAAUGCACACGUGAGGGCGUGGGAAAGAGCGUUUGUCUCCUUCAGGGUUCCUUCACGGUGUUUCUAAGCUUACACACAGCUGGUUUUGGUUUCAUUCUCUGGGGUGACGGCUGGAAACAGACGAACUUCUGAACCUUUUUUACUCAAACAAGAAUAUUUUCCAGAAUUCUUUUGUUUAAGGCCUGGAAAUUUUGACAAUUUAAGGACCUUUAAUGAAGAAAGAGCUGGUUAAAAAGUGCAAUUUAAGAGUUUAUUUCCUGAAAAGUCAACAUAAAACAUCUCAACUGUGAAUACUACCAAAGUAAAACAGGAAAUAAAGUCUUCACAGCUGGAUCAGACUACAGGAAUUUCUUGUAGAUAAUGUCAUGUGACAGGGAAGAACUCCAGAUGGGGGGCAGGAAGUGAUUUCUGCAUAGAGAAUCAUGACCAGAAAAGUUUUGUUCGGGUCACGGCUGUGCCGAAUGGUCAAACUGCAGUCUUGACCUACUUCAAGCUCCAGAAGUAACACAUUUAGGCAAAAUAAAAAAGUUUAAAACCUGUUGAAGAAACAGCAGCAGACAUGGCUUUAAAGGUCACAUAUUCAAAAUACACUUUUUCAGGCUUUUCUAAAAAAAUAUGUGCACCUGGCCUGUCCACAA